ACGCACACACUCGAAUCGCUCACACGCACACGCAUCGUAGUCAUCGUCGCUGUUGCCGACGAGUAAAUUCAGUGCCGUUCGACCCGAUGUCCGUUGCGUUUGUCGGGUGUCGUCGUCGUCGUCGUCGCCGUCGCGGCGGUUCACUGUCGGAAAUCCGUCCUCGCGUCAUUUCCGGCUGUUGACUGACCGGAAUAUAACGAGGAAGGAUGCGAGAGAACAGCGGCGGUACCGACGGCAGCGGCGGAGACGAUCGCACGUCUUCGUCGUUUACGGUCAUCAACGACGACCACGAUCUCCGCGGCCGCAGCCGUCGCCGUUACCGCGAUCAUCACCGCGGUCACCACGAUCACCGGGAUCAGCACUCGCGUGACCGAGAACCGCGGCACUUUGCCCGGACCUUGGAUUCAAAGCUCAAAAAAUUGCAGAGACAAACCGGUGACGGUGUCAAGCACGCGUCCAGGAAACCCGUGUUCGUGACCACGGUGAAAACAGGAAUUUUUCUGGACCCACCUCCCGACCUUGCAGCCCUGCUCGGGCUCGACGACCGUUCGUCUCCAUCCGCCGUCGACUCGGACCGGUACUAUUCGUACUCGAGCAAACCGCGUGUGCUCCACGACAGACAACACCAACGGUGUACCGUCUCAUACUCAUCCCGGAAAACCGAUGCCCAACCUGAUAUGUGUAAACAAAUGGGUUACACGAACAUCAUGCACGACAAACGAGUGGUCAGAGGCAGUAAUUUUUCAAAAAAACCAUUUCGUCCAAAAUGGAACCCAUAUUUUGGGUAUGCUAAACAGUUAUCGUCCGAGUUGGGUAAAGAGUCGUCUGCGUCACGGGAAGCAGAAGCUCGUCGAAGGGCCAUGGCCAGGAAAAAAGCCAUAGACUAUCAAACUCGAGCGUUACGAUUGCACUUAGGAGCGCCAAAACUUACCAGAGGCCGACAGAACGUGGACAUCCAAACUGAUGUACAUUUAGAAGAAUUAUACGAUUAUCCAGUAUCUCAGACGUUCGGGGCACAGACUGAAUUCGACCUAGAGCUGUUCUCAAAUCCGGGAACUGGGACGUCCGCUGGUACCGAUGCGUCUACCCAAGUAGACGAUAAAGAUUUAUUCGACUUCGACACCGAAGUGACGCCGAUAGCGGAAGCUCUGAUAGCCGACGUGUUCAGACAAGCUAUGCGCGAAGUGCUGUAUGAAGACGAGCUGGAGGCAAGGGAACGGCAACAAAGAACACUUUGCAUGCGGCGCAAGGUAGAGGAGAUCGAAAAGCAAAGACUGCAGUACGAAGACGAAAGGCUGAAUAAAGUUAUCGCUGAACACACUCAAAUGUUUGAUGAAGGAGAAAAAAAUGAAAAAGCAAGAAUGUCCAUCUUGACUUCGGGCCGUGUGACUGAUUUAUUGCCCAAAGUAAUAGAAGAUCUGAAUCAAGAAGGACUUUCUACAAAUUCGACUAUUAAUAAAUUAGAAAGUCCAGAGUUCGUGUCAUGGCUGACGGAAGAACUGCAAGCUGAUAAAACGAAACACACCAACAGUGACGACAUUUUAAAAAGUAUAAUCCAUGAUCUCAUAAAGCGUCGUUUGGAUUUAUACAAUGAAACUACUGAUGUGAAGGAUAUUGAACAACCCGAAGAACUAUUUAAAGAAAUGGAAUCAAUAACGUUAGAAUCUGACAACAAAAAUGAAUUGCAUAAUCCAACUAGCGAUAGCUAAAGAUUAGCUAUGAUUCUAUAAAAAGAAAAACAAAGUUUCUAUAACUUUUGUUUACUUUAUCCAGCCCAGAAUAUUUUUUGACAAAUAUCGAUAGGUGUUGUAUAGGUAUCAAUAUCAUGAAAAUAUACUAUUUAAUAUAAUCAUGUAGAAAUAAAAUUAGCCCUAAAUGAGACAGUAAAACACUGAAAGAUAAACAUUUACUCAAACAUACGCUCAGAGUUACAAGUAAAAACUAUUUUUUUUUAUUAAUAAUCAUCAUAAAUCGUAAUAAUUCAUCAUGUCAGGUAAGUUUAGUAUUUAUAUCAAAAGUACCACUAUGAAUAUAAAGGUUACAAUAUGCAUAUUUUUAUUAGAGACAGUUUAUAAUAAUUCAAUUUAUAAUAUAAUAAAAUCGAAUACUUUAUUGGUUUUUCUCGCGUUAAUUAAAACAUAUAAAUAAGUUUAAAAAAACUAUGGACAACUUUCAGUGUAAACGUAUAACACCUAUUAUAGUUAACUAUAAAAAAAAAUAUUUUGAAAAAACGAAGACGAAACUUCGCAGAAAAUAUUUUUGAAUAUAAUAAUAAUUGUUGUUAAGUAGUUUUAGAAACAUAAUGUUAUGAAAUAGAUGAACACCGAGAUGAUGAGCUUCAAUCAAAAAAUAUGUCAUUGUAUUGUUAUAUAGAUUGAAAAAAAUCAUAUGCCUAAAUAAAUUAUGUGAUUAAUUAUUAUUAAAUAUUAUACAAUAUUAUAAAUUUGUUGAUUCAUAUCAAAAGUCUAUGUAAUAAAAAAUAUGUAUUAAAAAACAGUAAUUUUUCGUGUACGUA
Aphis gossypii (cotton aphid) is the source of this 2515-nucleotide messenger RNA. Its product is annotated as radial spoke head protein 3 homolog B. Bases 207 to 1709 code for a protein of 500 amino acids. Gene Ontology annotation, cellular component: cilium. The transcript is spliced from 9 exons. The record is from RefSeq and is a predicted model, not a curated record. Lineage: Eukaryota; Metazoa; Arthropoda; Insecta; Hemiptera; Aphididae.